Drosophila ficusphila is the source of this 1748-nucleotide messenger RNA. RefSeq names its product tubulin alpha-1 chain (gene alphaTub84B). The record is from RefSeq and is a predicted model, not a curated record. Gene Ontology annotation, molecular function: structural constituent of cytoskeleton; GTP binding. The transcript is spliced from 2 exons. The coding region runs from base 142 to 1494 and encodes 450 amino acids. Gene Ontology annotation, biological process: mitotic cell cycle; microtubule cytoskeleton organization. NCBI's taxonomy places the organism in Eukaryota, Metazoa, Arthropoda, Insecta, Diptera, Drosophilidae. Gene Ontology annotation, cellular component: cytoplasm; microtubule.
GUUUUCAUUAUUCGUUUUACGUUUGUCAAGCCUCAUAGCCGGCAGUUCGAACGUAUACGCUCUCCGAGUCAGACCUCGAAAUAUCUACACAUUUCUGUGAAUUUUCUUGUCGCGUGUGAAAAACCCCACUAAACACUCAAUAUGCGUGAAUGUAUCUCUAUCCAUGUCGGCCAGGCUGGUGUCCAGAUUGGAAACGCCUGCUGGGAGCUGUACUGCCUGGAGCACGGCAUCCAGCCCGAUGGCCAGAUGCCCUCCGACAAGACCGUGGGCGGAGGUGAUGACUCGUUCAACACCUUCUUCAGCGAGACCGGAGCCGGCAAGCACGUGCCCCGUGCCGUGUUCGUCGAUCUGGAGCCCACUGUGGUGGAUGAGGUCCGUACCGGAACCUACCGCCAGCUGUUCCACCCAGAGCAGCUGAUCACCGGCAAGGAGGACGCCGCCAACAACUACGCCCGUGGCCACUACACCAUCGGCAAGGAAAUCGUCGACCUGGUUCUGGACAGGAUCCGCAAGCUGGCUGACCAGUGCACCGGUCUGCAGGGCUUCCUGAUCUUCCACUCCUUCGGCGGAGGCACCGGAUCCGGCUUCACCUCGCUGCUGAUGGAGCGUCUUUCCGUGGACUACGGCAAGAAGUCCAAGCUGGAGUUCGCCAUCUACCCCGCUCCCCAGGUGUCCACUGCCGUGGUUGAGCCCUACAACUCGAUCCUGACCACGCACACCACCCUGGAGCACUCGGACUGCGCCUUCAUGGUCGACAACGAGGCUAUCUACGACAUCUGCCGCCGCAACUUGGACAUUGAGCGCCCCACGUACACCAACCUGAACCGUCUGAUCGGCCAGAUCGUGUCUUCGAUCACCGCCUCCCUGCGGUUCGAUGGUGCCCUGAACGUGGAUCUGACUGAGUUCCAGACCAACUUGGUGCCCUACCCACGUAUCCACUUCCCGCUGGUUACCUACGCCCCGGUCAUCUCCGCCGAGAAGGCCUACCACGAGCAGCUGUCGGUGGCCGAGAUCACCAACGCCUGCUUCGAGCCGGCCAACCAGAUGGUGAAGUGCGACCCCCGUCACGGCAAGUACAUGGCCUGCUGCAUGUUGUACCGUGGUGAUGUGGUGCCCAAGGACGUGAACGCCGCCAUCGCAACCAUCAAGACCAAGCGCACCAUCCAGUUCGUGGACUGGUGCCCUACUGGCUUCAAGGUCGGCAUCAACUACCAGCCACCCACCGUGGUGCCUGGCGGAGAUUUGGCCAAGGUGCAGCGUGCCGUGUGCAUGUUGUCCAACACCACGGCCAUCGCCGAGGCCUGGGCCCGUCUGGAUCACAAGUUCGAUCUGAUGUACGCCAAGCGUGCCUUCGUCCACUGGUACGUCGGUGAGGGUAUGGAGGAAGGCGAGUUCUCCGAGGCCCGUGAGGAUUUGGCCGCCCUGGAGAAGGACUACGAGGAGGUCGGCAUGGACUCUGGCGACGGUGAGGGAGAGGGUGCUGAGGAGUACUAAGCGUAGCGCCACUCCAACGCUCGCGGGGAGCGUCAUUGGUGGGCGGGCAACCGUCGAAAUCAGUGUCUACGCUUCCAAACGCAACAAAAAAAUUCACUGCAGCACUGUAAAGCAAAAAACGAAACAGGAAAGAUUUACAAACCAGAUAGUAUUUUAUCCAUAAAGACACGUAUAGCAGAAAAGCCCAGCUAACUCGGCGAUAAGUUGUGUACAAGAAUAAAAUCGGCAAAACAGUGUUGACAGCAAAUAGAAAA